Molecule: messenger RNA, 2207 nt
Organism: Didymodactylos carnosus
Lineage: Eukaryota; Metazoa; Rotifera; Eurotatoria; Philodinida; Philodinidae
Source: the annotation of a GenBank genome assembly
CGGAUUUAAAUGUUAAAUGUCUACAAUUGGAUGUCAUCGAAGGUAAUUUUUUAAUGUGGAAAACUAAUAUAUUCAGAAGCUUUACUAGAAGUAUAAAAGAUGUUGAUUAUACAACGUUGAAAAUUCGACGCUCUAUAGUUCGCGUUAUUCGAAAGUUACCAAGAGAGAUUCCACAAGGAUAAGGAAGAAGUCGCUGAUAACAUGUCGGAAAAAGAAUCUAUUUUUUCUAUGCGACGUUUACGGUUUCCAUUACGAAACUUAUCUAUUAAUGCCGUACAGAUUGUUAGACUUUGAGAGCUGUAGCAGUUGUGAGAUUUGAAAAACGUUGAAAAAUAUACAAAUCCUCGUUUUCUUUGCGUACAGCGUGGCUCUAAACUUUGUUUAGACUCUUUGAAUGAUGCACCGUUUGAAAGAGUGGAAAAAUCUAAACAAAACUUGAUGUUUCUCAGUUUUUCGAGAGGAAGUUUUAUGCGACAGAAAAGUUUAAUACAGGAAAAUUUCGAAUAUUAGAAUUUUUCUGGUAAAAUAAAUAUCUCGUUUUUCCAAAUCUGUUUGAACUUGUAAGACUAGGAUCAAUGUGUGAAACGAACGCUUGUGUACAAAAUACACUAUAGAAUACUGAUAUCUAACCAAAUUUCAACCAAAUUGAAAGAUUGAGUUUUGCUGUUAAAAUAUUUGAGACUGCACCAAUAGAAAUUUUGCAUUUAUUGCCAAGUUUACGAUAAAAGUAAUGAUUAGAGUCGUGAAUCAAGCCGAGUGAUUCGUUUAAAGUGAGUUCAUAUCUACGCACCAUUUUGUAGCAAAACAAUCAUUAAGAAUACAAUUACUUCAUACACCUACAAAAGUUAUUGUAUUCUUAAUAUCAAAAUCGUUGCCCAGUCUUUAGAAAUAGAAUUAUUAAACUCCAUCAGAUAUUGAUACUCGCUUGCUUUACUGAUCUGAGAGAAGAGGCACAGAGAGUUUCUUUGUCUCGAACAACUGUUCUCCUGCAGGUGAUAUAUUAACUCUCAUUGAAUUGCAUUUUGUUUAUUCCAUUUCUUUCUUUCGUUAAUAUAUCCCAUGUCUGUUCACCUUAGACAGGUUACGUUCAAUACUGAAAAAAGCCUUCACUGUUCAGAAUAGAGAGAUGUUCACUUUAGAGAAGUGUAUAUUUGGAGCAGAAAACGGUCUGUUAGACUCUAGACUGUUCGCAAUGAAUAAAGUGGUCACUUUAGAAAAAUUUUAAAGUAUUUGAUUUUCACAAAUUCUUUUCAGAAUUUAUGGGUUAGUUUAAAUUGUGACCUGAGUUUACUUUUCAACAUGUUUGCUAUUUGUUUUAGGAAUUAAUUAUGAACAAAUAACAGACUCGUGUUUUAAUUUAUCUAAAUUCACAUUUAUGAUAUCUGGAUCCUGUCAAUCGGUUUCAAACAAGAAUAAUUGUUCUUCCUAUCGAUAUACAGCGGAAUUAAUCCCAUUGAUACAUUCCUUUACAAAUUUAAAAGAAUUAAGGUUAAAUAUAUCAGGUAAUAACAGCAAUGAUAUUGAUCUAUUAAAUGGCCAUUAUCUAAAACAAAGAAUCUUAAUUAAUGAUUUUAAAUUUCAUAUUUGCUUAACUAAUAACGAUCUUGAUAGGUGUACAAAUAGUAUUUUAUCAACAUGGGAUUCAUUUUCAGUUGGUUUAGAACUCAGUAAGAUAUUAUUUAUUUUCAUUACCAUAUCAAUUUGAACGAUUGUCACUAUCUUCAAACUUUUUACAAUAUAAAACUAAUAGUGACAAUAAAAAUUUAAUUGAAACUUGGAAAAAUGUAAACCAUAUUGUUUUUGAUCCUGAUCUUUCAUCGUAUUCAUCAGAUAUAUUUAGUUAUAUUAGAAAUUUCUUUAUUAAUGUUAAUGAAAUAACAAUUCAUCGUGUAUUUUUAUUAGAUAAUUUUGAUUUAAAUAAUAAUCGAUAUAAAGAACAAAUAUGUGAGCGUAUUGAAAUAUUAAAUAUACAUUAUAUAAAAAAUAAUUUAUUAUGUAAAUAUGUAAUAUUAUUAAUGCCAAAUAUUAAAGAAUUAAAAUUACCAAAUUAUAAAAACCUAUUAGAAAUAACAAAUAGUUUUCAUGGUAUGGAUUUAUUUCAAAUAUUUAAAAAAAUUAAAAUUUUAGAAUUUCUUUUUGAUAGUAAUGAAAUAGUCGUUAAACCAAAAGAAUUUUAUGAUUAUUUAUUAGAAAUAAAAAAUUUGUAG